This is a messenger RNA of Anisakis simplex (herring worm), 951 nucleotides long. Lineage: Eukaryota; Metazoa; Nematoda; Chromadorea; Rhabditida; Anisakidae. The record is from the annotation of a GenBank genome assembly.
GAAUACCGUAAUCUCAGUUGGCGGAUACAGUUAGCGCAUAAAUUACAGUAUUACAGUACAAUACAGUACGAUACAGUACCAAAAUUGGAUUUAGUCUUAUCACAGUUGCGUCGUUAUCACAGUUGCGUUAUCACUGUUAUCAGUGCUUAUCAGUGCUCUUUGAUGAGUUUCAAAGCUCCAGGUUUAGUUGAGUUGGAGGAUUACGGUAAGAUUACGGUAUUGGCGAGUUACGGUAAAUUUGGCAGUGCUAAACCGAUUUCGGGUAAAGUUCGGGUAAAGCCGGGUAAUAAUGAACCGACUUUAGGUAAUAUUGAGUGGAAUUGGGGUGAUUGGGGUGGAUAUAUUAACGAAUUUGAGCUUGAACUUAGGCUUAAGGUAGCAUUUAAAGAUGCGAGUAACGGUAAAAUUAACGAUGCAGGUAACGAUAUAAUUAACGGUAAAAUUAACGGUACAGGUAACGAUAUAAUUAACGGUAAAAUUAACGAUGCAGGUAACGAUCUAGGUAACGAUACAAUUAACGAUACAGGUAACGAUCUAGGUAACGAUACAAUUAAGGAUACAGUCAAUGAUCUAGGUAACGAUACAAUUAAGGAUGCGAGUAACGGUAAAAUUAACGAUACAAUUAAGGAUACAGUUAGCGAUCGAGGUAACGAUACAAUUAACGAUACAGGUAAAUUAGCGGUAAUUAACGAUAUAAUUAACGAUACAAUUAACGAUUUGGAUUCACGACCUCAUCAACACAACACAAAAAACCACAAGUGGGAUUGCAGUGGAAUGCAAUCGAGUUUAGACUUGAGGUUGGGAUUAAGAUUAAGAUUGAGGUUAAUUAAGAUUAAGUUAAGAGAUGCAGUGAUAAAAGGCCGUGAGGAGCUGGUGAGGCAGCCGGUGGCAAUUUGGGCUCCGGAGCGGAGCCUUAGUGCUGAAACGGUUGCCGGAGUGGAGCCGGGCUGA